AUGCUUCGCUAUCCACACUUUUGUAGAACCUAUAAAGAAUUUCUUUCAUGUUGGUUGGAAGCUGGCAUAUUUAAUUUAGGUGUCUGCCCAAAACGGAUACAUGCUACAUCAGAACAAUGUGAUGAAUUUGAAGCCCGGGAGCAAACAAAUCAAGUUGGAUCUCAUGAGUUACACAGAUCUCAAGACAGAGAUUCUGAAGCUAUGAGUAAACUACAUAUCCCAGUAAUGGUGGAUGAAGUUGUUCGUUGUUUGGCACCACAAAAAGGGCAGAUUUUUCUAGAUAUGACAUUUGGUUCAGGAGGACACACAAGAGCCAUUCUGCAGAAAGAGCCAGAUAUUACUCUGUAUGCUUUAGACAGAGACCCGACAGCUUAUGCAAUAGCUGAGCAACUUUCAGAAUUGUAUCCUAAACAGAUCCGAGCUAUGCUAGGCCAGUUCAGCCAGGCCGAAGGCUUAUUAAUGAAAGCUGGAGUGCAGCCAGGGACAUUGGAUGGAGUUCUUUUCGAUCUUGGAUGUUCCUCCAUGCAAUUUGAUGCUCCUGAAAGAGGUUUUUCCCUUCGGAACGAUGGCCCUUUGGACAUGAGAAUGGAUGGUGACAGGUACCCUGACAUGCCCACCGCAGCUGAUGUUGUAAACGCUUUAGAUCAACAGGCACUUGCAUCCAUCCUGAGAACAUACGGGGAGGAGAGGCAUGCUAAGAAAAUCGCUUCAGCGAUCGUUCAGGCACGCAGCAUCUACCCCAUCACCAGAACCCAGCAGCUUGCCAGCAUCGUCGCAGGUGCAUUUCCUCCUGCUGCUAUUUAUGCACGAAAAGACUUGCUACAACGAUCUACCCAUAUUGCUACCAAGACUUUUCAAGCUUUCCGCAUAUUUGUGAACAAUGAACUCAAUGAACUUUACGCCGGACUGAAGACAGCUCAGAAGUUUCUGAGACCUGGUGGUCGUCUUGUUGCACUCUCCUUCCAUUCCCUAGAGGAUCGCAUUGUCAAACGAUUCUUGCUUGGGAUAAGCAUGACAGAAAGAUUUAAGCUAAGUGUAAGACAGAAGGUGGCACAAACAUCACAAUUGGCUUCAAGGAAUGAAAACAAGGAAGGAGUCUCUCUAGGAAGGGCCCCUUUAAUGUGGGAAUUGAUACAUAAGAAGGUGCUUACCCCAGAAGAUCAGGAUGUACAGGAUAACCCGAGAGGGCGCUCAGCCAAGCUUAGAGCAGCUAUCAAAUUAUGA
This is a messenger RNA of Pipistrellus nathusii (Nathusius's pipistrelle), 1224 nucleotides long. NCBI's taxonomy places the organism in Eukaryota, Metazoa, Chordata, Mammalia, Chiroptera, Vespertilionidae. The record is from the annotation of a GenBank genome assembly.